AUGCCGGUGGUAGACUUCGGAGAAUUGGAACUAGGUAUAGAUUCUGCAAUGAUUGAGUACAUGAACACGCGUGAAGAGGACACGCUUGAUUCACUGACCACUAUGCUUCAACAACAAUUCGCCAAUAACCACUAUACACCAGCUUAUAGCUUUUUACACACUGAUAUCUACGGAAGAACCGAACCGAUUUCGAUGGUCGAUUAUUUGGCGUUGAUUUGGAGUUGCAUUGUAGGACCGAAUUGGGACAUAGUGACCAAAUCCUUGGUGAAGCUUGGCUCAGUAUCCAGCAAUACCAUGCAAUUCGGAGCACUUUAUCAGGUUUUGGUCAGGGAAACCUUUGGAGAAGCAGGGUUUCUUCUGAUCUCAGAUCUUGUUCAAAAAGGAGGGCCGAUUGAACUCUUCUGUUCUAGUGGAACUUUCAAGAAGAAUAUUCGAUAUAUUAUUGCAGAGAUGCUGAAAGUACUGGUGUUAUUCCCCGAGAUUGUCAAUAUCAUUCUCCGCGAAUUCGAGAAUGAGCUGCAGCAUGCACUUAAAUCAAAAGAAUUCUCUAUUCAGAGCACAUUCUUUGGAGAGAGGUCGCUGCUUGAUGUGGCAUUUGGAUGGCCGCGAGGGGUACAGGUGCUCCCCGAUUGGGGCCUCUCCCCGGAUUGCACUCUGAACAUCCACACACUGAGUAAUCUGAAAGAUACGAGUGACGGUUCCUCAGACCUCGAUGGCUACUAUGAGUCAGCUAGGAUCAUGAUCAACGCUGGUUGGAAAUGGCACUUAGCUGGUAGAAGAGAUCUACUGAAUUGCAAGUCCACUAAGAAGCUCCGUUCUCUAUUCAUCAAUGACUUGGUCGAUCAGCGCACAGACCUUUGGAAGCAGGCCCAACAACUUUUGCCCCCGGAUGAGCUUCCACAUCUGAAGAAGGGGCCAGUACUCGAUUUCAAUGCUUCGAGGGUCUAUGAAGCUCUUGUGGCCCAGGGAUACCUGGAGGCCAGAGAGCGCAACGGGGUUCAAGAGAUUCUGGAAGAGGAGAAGCCACUGCGAGAAGUCCUGGAGCGGCUUAUUGCUCAAUUCGAGGCCAAGCAUGCGGAGCUCGGUCUGCCAAUUCUAGAAUUCCUGGAGAAGCACUGGUACACUCGCAUGGUCCACUUUCUUUUGUCGCCUGAUCCAUACGAUGAGGCGCAUUAA
This is a messenger RNA of Aspergillus steynii IBT 23096, 1176 nucleotides long. RefSeq lists its product as uncharacterized. The transcript has 4 exons. The record is from RefSeq and is a predicted model, not a curated record. The coding region runs from base 1 to 1176 and encodes 391 amino acids. NCBI's taxonomy places the organism in Eukaryota, Fungi, Ascomycota, Eurotiomycetes, Eurotiales, Aspergillaceae.